Messenger RNA from Bombus pascuorum, 747 nucleotides. RefSeq names its product high mobility group protein homolog TDP-1-like. The coding region runs from base 279 to 638 and encodes 119 amino acids. The record is from RefSeq and is a predicted model, not a curated record. The transcript has 3 exons. NCBI's taxonomy places the organism in Eukaryota, Metazoa, Arthropoda, Insecta, Hymenoptera, Apidae.
AUUCAAUCUACUUUUCUUUUCUCCGUCUAUCUAACUGGUAUCUCCUUGUUUUUCACGCUUUCAAUUAAUAUCCCGUGAAGUAACCAUAUAAAAAGUUAAUUCGAAAAUACAAAUUUUUUUCGCUCAUUUGUUUUCCCACCGAAACAAGGGAAAGUACGCUUCACGUUGACAAUGUCACUUCAACUUCACUUUUUACGAGAAGUUUUUGGAAAAAAUUGUCAAGUAAUGCGGCCUACGACAAAAAUUUAUUAAACAAUUGUGACAGAAUUGCAAAGAGAAUGGGAAACACUGGAUCCGCGCACUCAUCGAAAAGAAAAGGACGAAAACGAGAAAGUGGUGACAGCGUAGGUGAUCGUCCAGGAAAAACUAAAAAAUUUGUAAAUGGUUCCGAAUCUCGAACCAGUGGAAAAGAGAUAAUAAAAUGUCGUGCGACUAAUCCUUUUAUCAUCUUCUUUCUACGGUUACGGAGUAAAAAGCCAAAGGAACACGUAACCGUGAUUGCUCGUGCAGCUGGAAAAUUAUGGACACAAAUGACUCCGGAACAAAGAAAGAAAUACGUACAGUUAGCAAACGCCGAGAAAAAAAGACGAGAAGAGCAAAGAAGGAAACGAAAGUUAAGAAGAAGAAAAGGAAGAUAGAACACACAUGUUGAUGAAAAGUUAUAAGAUAAAAACGAAAUUAUAUAAGUGCGAAGUUCGUCUUCUUGAGUGCUGAGUUAAGCACGCGCUUUCUACACAAGUUCUUACA